Messenger RNA from Hypanus sabinus (Atlantic stingray), 1107 nucleotides. It is a transcript of the gene foxe1, whose product is annotated as forkhead box E1. The record is from RefSeq and is a predicted model, not a curated record. The transcript has a single exon. Lineage: Eukaryota; Metazoa; Chordata; Chondrichthyes; Myliobatiformes; Dasyatidae. The coding region runs from base 1 to 1107 and encodes 368 amino acids. Gene Ontology annotation, biological process: anatomical structure morphogenesis; cell differentiation; regulation of transcription by RNA polymerase II. Gene Ontology annotation, molecular function: DNA-binding transcription factor activity, RNA polymerase II-specific; RNA polymerase II cis-regulatory region sequence-specific DNA binding.
AUGACUGCCGAGAGCCAGCGGCCACCUUCCGAGGAGUCGUGCUGUGUGUGGACUAGGAACCAGGUGGAAGUGAAGGUGGAGAAGGAGCCGGUGGCGCAAAGCCAUGCAGAGAUUCGGCACGGAAGGAGGCGCAAGCGGCCUCCCCAGCGGGACAAACCUCCUUACAGCUACAUCGCCCUUAUCGCCAUGGCGAUCGCCAGUUCCCUGGACAGAAAGCUCACCUUGGGUGGAAUCUACAGGUUCAUCACAGAACGAUUCCCCUUCUACCGGGAAAACUCCAAGAAAUGGCAGAACUCCAUCAGGCACAACCUUACCCUCAAUGACUGUUUUGUCAAGGUUCCCCGUGAGCCAGGACGACCUGGGAAGGGAAACUAUUGGACACUCGACCCAGCUGCCGAUGACAUGUUCGAGAGUGGCAGCUUCUUACGAAGGCGCAAGAGAUUCAAGAGGUCGGAUAUCUCCACUUACUCUGCCUUCAUACAAGAAUCGAACGCCUUCAGUCCGGUACAAGCAAGCAAACCAUACUCAAGACCGCUAUAUGCCAACAUGGGUAUCAGCUCCAACUAUUCCCCGGCCCUCCCGACAUACCCUACUGCCCAUUAUCCGUCCUCACCCUCCGCCUUCAGCAAUAGCCAGCCACGGAUAUACAGUCUCAGCAACAUGACGGAGCACCACGGUCCUGGGACAGAGCUGGCCCACCGCACCGCCAGUCCGUUUCUUUCGGAGUUGGGUCCUAGUUAUACCAAUAUUGGAAUGAGUUCCUACCAUCCUCAGACCUGCAACGGGCCCAUGCUUCCCAGAAAUUCUAGCGGCGAUUCCUACCCUUACACCAGGUCCAACUCACAUCUCCAAAUGGAUCAGUCUGCUUGUUGUCUCGCCAAUAGCCAAGCGUAUGACACCUCUGGCCGCUUCCCUAUCCCUACCUCCUCGGUAAGUAAUGAGCCAAUGGGCCCCUUUGGAAUAAUUUCUUCUGGACAGUUCACAUCACUCCGACACUAUAACAGCAGCGGACAGAUCAAUUGUCCCAGCACUUACUUUAAUCAUCAGUCUUGCUAUACAAAAGUCGACGGGCUCCGACCUUCCGCUGAAAGCUAUAACAAACUUUAG